AUGGUUCGAGAGUUGGAGUUGCUUGAACAAUUCAGAGAUAUGAGUUUAGUAUGUGAAAAAACUCCUACUAGUGUGAAGUUAGUUGCGUUGAAACGGACUAGUGGUAUUCUGAAAGAGAUUAGAGAAGGGAAAAAGAUUGACUUAGGAUUGGUGAACCUUUUAGUGUUGAUCAACCAAUGUAAGAGUGGUGACUUCCAAGUUGAUGAGAAUGGUGUGACGAGGUUCAAGGAUAGAGUGUGUGUUCCUGAUGUACUUGAGCUUAAGAAGAGUAUCCUUGAGGAAGGACACUGUGGUAAGCUAAGUAUCCAUACAGGUGCUACCAAAAUAUUGACCAAAUCGGCUCAUUUUAUACCGUUAAGAUUCAAUUAUUCUUUGCAAAAGCUAGCUAAGUUGUAUAUUGAGAAGAUUGUCAGUUUGCAUGGUAUUCCUUCAAGCAUUAUUUCUGAUAGAGACUUAAGGUUUACAUUAAGUAUUGGAAUGGAACCAUAUCAGACAUUGUAUGGUAGGAGGUGUAAAACUCCUAUGUGUUGGUAUGAGACAAGCGAGAGUGUUAUGAUUGGACCUAAGAUUGUUUAA
Lathyrus oleraceus (garden pea) is the source of this 576-nucleotide messenger RNA. RefSeq lists its product as uncharacterized. The record is from RefSeq and is a predicted model, not a curated record. Lineage: Eukaryota; Viridiplantae; Streptophyta; Magnoliopsida; Fabales; Fabaceae. The transcript has 3 exons. The coding region runs from base 1 to 576 and encodes 191 amino acids.